AUGAGAAAAAUUGCAUCAAUCUUAUUAAUUGUUUCAAUUACUUUACUAUCAGUAAGUGCUUCCUCUAAAUGUUCAGAUGACAUCAAUAAUAAGCUUAGUACAGGUACUAUUUGUCAAGCUACAGACACUGACUGCAAAAAUUCUUUAAAUACUUUCAUUACUUGUUUCGGAAAUUGUGGUAAUACUAGUAAUACAGACUCAGACUUAGUCAAAUGCGUAAAAACCAAUUGCAGUAACAUAUCUAACGCCACUGUUAAAAGUUUUUACAAUGAGAUUAUUACUUGCUUUAAUAGUUUACUCAUGUUCUCAGCUCUCUUUGUUUUGAUUGCUUUACUAUUUUGA
Messenger RNA from Tetrahymena thermophila SB210, 342 nucleotides. Its product is annotated as transmembrane protein, putative. The record is from RefSeq and is a predicted model, not a curated record. NCBI's taxonomy places the organism in Eukaryota, Ciliophora, Oligohymenophorea, Hymenostomatida, Tetrahymenidae. Bases 1 to 342 code for a protein of 113 amino acids. The transcript has a single exon.